CGGGGCCGGGGGGCAGGCUCUAGUGCGCAUGGGCGGGCCUUCCUCCUGGUCCCUAACCGCUCCGUUCAAUUUCCACUCGCGUCGCACUCUGGCCAGGCGGUUACUUGAGUGCCUCUGGUUGCCGAAAUGUCUGUUGGUAGAGAUUCCGUGAAGGGAGGCGAAGGCAGAGGAGAGGAACCAGUCGAGGCCAUCACCUGGAGCGAGCACUCGGAGAGGCAAGUGGAGGAGAAGGAAGAGCCGAGGAAGGUGGAAGAGGUGGUGGGGGCUGAAGGCUGCUCUGGUGAUCGUGGCUCAGGGAAGGGCCGCACAGGUCCAGACCUUCUGGGGCAUGCCGAGGACGAAGGGAAAUUUCGGAAUAUCCGCAAGCAGUACCGGCGGCUCAUCUACAGCGUCCAGCAGAACCGUGAGGACAUCGUGAACACGGCGAGCGAGUCGUUGACCGAGGCUCUUGAAGAAGCCAACGACCUGUUCGAUGGAGUGAGCCGAACCAGAGAAGCGGCCCUCGACGCCCAGUUUCUCGUUCUGGCUUCUGAUUUGGGUAAAGAAAAAGCAAAGCAGUUAAACACCGAUAUGAGCUAUUUUAAUCAAGUAGCGUUUUGUGACUUUCUGUUUCUAUUCGUGGGUCUCAAUUGGAUGGAAGAUGAGCACGAUGAGUUGAGCAGUUGCGAUGAUGAUAUAACUCUUUCCUUCUGGAAGACAGUACAGAAAGAAGCCACAUCCUGGAUGUUGCGAACCGAAACAUUCCACUUCGUUUUUGGUUCAUUCAAGGCAGAAUCUUAUGCACCAAAGCCCCGACCUCACCGUCCCAAGAAAGUUCGCAAAGUGGAAGUAAACAGAGCUAUGCCUACAAAGUUGAGGAAGUUGGACCUGAAUAGUAAUCAAGAAACAACGGAAAAAGAAGUGGAAAAAAUCUUGGGAUUGUUGCAAACCUACUUUCAAAAGUAUCCUGAUACUCCUGUGUCCUAUUUUGAGUUUGUAAUUGAUCCAAACUCCUUUUCUCGAACUGUGGAAAAUAUAUUUUAUGUUUCCUUUAUUAUAAGAGAUGGCUUUGCAAGAAUAAGGCUUGACCAAGACAGGCUGCCAUUAUUAGAGCCAAUUAAUAUUAACCAAAUAGGUGAGGAAAGUGAGCCUGCUUACCAUGGCAGGAGACAAGGAGUUAUAUCUUUGAGUUUACAAGACUGGAAAAAUAUUGUGGAAGCUUUUGAAAUUUCAGAGGCUAUGAUCACAAACUGAUGCUAAAGAUUUUUGUUAAGAGUUCAUCUUGUGUUUUCUCUGAAGUAUCUCAAAAUGGAAAGUUACAAAGUGUAAAGUGAAAAACUAUUUUCUAGAACAGCAGUAAUUGCUUUACUGUGCAAUGUAUUUUUGGCAAUUUUUAAGAUCAUAAUCUGUUAUUAAAAAAAGUUCACUAGCACGUUUAUGGGAACAUUUUUUGAAUGCCCUUUAAUGCAGUUACUUUAUAUUAAAAUUAAGUUAUAAAUUUUAUAAAUUUAAAGGUAUUUGCUAAUUUACCAAAAAAGCUAGUUUUUGUGCUUUAUGAUACUGCAUUGCUGCUUCUUCACUGUGUACUAAGCAAAUCUCAUAAGGGUAUUUUUGUGGGAAGAGUGGGUGGGGCAAAAAGGCCAAGAAAAAUUAUCUCUAAGGCUGAGAAUAUUCAGAUGCCAUCCUUCAUUGCAAACAACUCAGAUUUAUGAGUGGGUAUGUAUUCUCAGCAGUUUCUCCUGUGACUGGACACAACAAAAGUAGAGUGUCUUUAUUGUAGUCAGAAGCAUCAACUAAGGGUUGAGAGAUGAGUGGAACUAGAAGGCAUACCAGGGCAGGACAAUAGCAAGGUCAGAGGCAUGGUGUUGUGAGAAGUUACGGUCUGGGAGAAUCAUGGGAUUUCUAGGAAAAAUAGUCUAGUUUAAUUAUAAGCUAGGCAAGAAUUGAGUGACUUCAUCUACUGUAUCAAAAGGUGUAGAAGAUGUUUUUCAUUAGGCUACUUCAAACAAAAUCUUUGCAUCUGGUUAUGAGCUUUAUCUACUUGGUUAAUUUCUCUGGUUCCUAUUCCAUCUGUAAUUUCUGCUAGUACACAGUAUCCUAUAGAAUUAGUAAGGUUUCGUUCGUGUAACAACUUUACAUAUUUGUCCUAGUUUAAUUUUGCAUUUCUCAAGGCUGUAAACUGUCCCUUUUUAAAAUGUGUUAGUUUAUCCAAAUAUUCUACACUUAGUAUAAGGCCAUAAAUUUUUUUUUCCUUUUUGUUGCUUGUAAUGGUUUUAAAAAUAAAAAUUACAACCUUAUUUGGAGAUUACUGCUGAAAAUUUGGGUUAUUAAGGGAAAAGUUUUAAAAUGUGCUGCCAUGAGUGCCCAUAAAUUGCUUUCCCUGAUCCCUAAAGGAUUCUAAGUUUUUAUAUUUGUGGAAUUUUGCCUUAAACAAUCAUUUGGUAAGUGGGUAAGUAUUUCUUAAACUUAGCAGUAACAGUAAACUUUCCGAAAAAGCCUAGUCUUGUCCAGGGAAGGGGUAGCAAAGGGUGCAUGCACUCCUGAGCAAGACAAAGAGGGGGAAA
Tupaia belangeri chinensis (Chinese tree shrew) is the source of this 2543-nucleotide messenger RNA. RefSeq names its product EP300 interacting inhibitor of differentiation 3 (gene EID3). Gene Ontology annotation, biological process: DNA repair. The record is from RefSeq and is a predicted model, not a curated record. Lineage: Eukaryota; Metazoa; Chordata; Mammalia; Scandentia; Tupaiidae. The transcript has a single exon. Gene Ontology annotation, cellular component: Smc5-Smc6 complex; nucleus. Bases 127 to 1233 code for a protein of 368 amino acids.